Protopolystoma xenopodis is the source of this 306-nucleotide messenger RNA. The record is from the annotation of a GenBank genome assembly. NCBI's taxonomy places the organism in Eukaryota, Metazoa, Platyhelminthes, Monogenea, Polystomatidea, Polystomatidae.
AAUGGCAUUCUUGACGCUCUACAAAGGCAGCGCUGCGAUUACGUAACGGUGAGCACACGACUGGCUGUGGUGAUGAGACUUUCGUGUGCAACCGAUCGGGCAGAAAGUGUGAGUAAAAUGAGCAAGACGAUCAAAGCGAAAAGUGGAUGCGCCCGUCAAGCACAAACACUACUCCUCUUACUCGUCCCCCUCCACCUCCCUUCGCUACAGUCGACCCGCGCCGCUGGUCUCGUGACUGCGCGCUUCUCGACAGACACAACAGCCCUGACAACCGAAACCGGUUGGACCCAUCUUUUUAGAACUUAG